AUGGCUCUUUUUUUUAGAGAUCAUAGUUGCUCCGUGGCUGUUAUCCUUAUCACACUAGUUCAAAUAUUUUAUAUAAUAUAUACUUAUACAUUUGUAGACCUUAUACCUACUACUGACGAGUCGGUUGUUUUAAAAGAGUUAAGACCUUUACGUCCCACUGUUUUAAAGCAUCGUCCUCAUGAUGGUUACGUUGUUAACCUGACCCUCAUUAACAAAUAUUGUGAACCUGAAUUAUAUGAUGCUGAUUAUUUUGACACUUUUAAUAUUCAAGAUUGUUUAGAUUAUCUAGACGAGCAAGAAGAUGAUUAUUUGGUAGAGAAUCCAAACUCAAAAAUUACUUGCUCUCCAGACAGCGUGCCAAUGUUAUUUCAUGUUUAUUGGCGAGGAAGAAUAAAUGAUAAGAUUGCGUUGAUGAUAAAAUCUUUUUUAUACACUCAACCCCUAGAUUGUUCUCUGUUAAACGUUUGGUUAGACCAAAACCAGGAAACUGACUUUAGUCAAAAUCCUCAUAUACAACCUUUACUCAAAUUCUCUCCAAAUAAUUUCCGUUUGAGAAGGUGGAAUCUUACUGAACAGCUUAGCUACGAUCCAAUAUACGACGGAUGGGAGGAAAAGAUUAACAGAAAAAUUCCGACCGUUGGAUACAGCGACCUUGUCCGGUUUGUAUUAUUGUAUAGAUAUGGUGGAAUGUAUGUUGAUGCUGAUGUUCUCUUCCUACGUGAUAUGAGACCUGUUUAUCACCUUGAUCAAGAAUUUGCUUAUCGUUGGAGUUUCUGGCUUAAUUACAAUACUGCCAUUCUACGUCUAAAUGCAAAAACACAAGAUGAAUUUCCACCCGUUCCAAAUAAAGUAUUAUCUUAUCAAAAAGCAAUUGAUUUGCAAUUAUCCAACCAAGUCACAAAACCUAAUAUAAAUUAUUUCUAUGAUACUUAUAAAUCAAAUGUGGCUGAUGACGAAUUCCCUUCUGGCCAUCAGGCUUCCACUUCUAUGAGGAAUAAGAAAGAAUUUUUCAGAGGUGCUUUUACUUAUCAUUGGCAUAACCAAUGGGAAAGUGCGAUUCCUUAUCAGUCUUGGUUCGGAAUAUUACAAAAAGGAUACGAUGAAUUUAUAAAUG
Molecule: messenger RNA, 1114 nt
Organism: Racocetra fulgida
Lineage: Eukaryota; Fungi; Glomeromycota; Glomeromycetes; Diversisporales; Gigasporaceae
Source: the annotation of a GenBank genome assembly